Messenger RNA from Dictyostelium discoideum AX4, 2202 nucleotides. RefSeq lists its product as hypothetical. Lineage: Eukaryota; Evosea; Eumycetozoa; Dictyosteliales; Dictyosteliaceae. Gene Ontology annotation, molecular function: RNA binding. Bases 1 to 2202 code for a protein of 733 amino acids. The record is from RefSeq and is a predicted model, not a curated record. The transcript is spliced from 2 exons.
AUGUCAAAUAAAUCUCAUACAUCAGAAAAGGUUCAAUUGAAUGAAUUUCUUCAAAAGAAAAAGCAACCCAUACCAAUUUAUCAUACUGAAAGCAAAGGAUCCGAACAUAAUAAAGAUUUUAAGUCUAUAGUAGUAGUAAAUGGAAAACAAAUUGAAUCAGAUUGGAAAAAGAGUAAAAAAGAAUCUGAAAAAGAUUGUGCAAAGAAUAUAUUAGAGUUUAUAGAAACACUAGAUGGAUAUCCUAUAUACUUCACACCAUUCAGUAAAGACCCCCCACAAAAUAAUAAGAAAAUUUAUGAUGAAAAAUUACAGGCAGUAUACAAUAGUGUCUCUUCAGGAAUUGAAGGCUUAAACAAUAAUAGUUUUUUCACUAAAAUUGAAAAUAACAAUAAUAAUAGUAGUAGUAAUAAUAAUAAUAACUUGGAUCAUAACCAUUCAAAUGACAGUAGUCAUACUUCCACAGAUAAUAAUGAUAACAAUAGUAAUAAUCAUAAUAAUAAUAAUAAUAAUCAAAUAAACAUUGAUUUAACAAUGGAAAAUGUAAAUAUAUCACAAUCAAAAACAAUCACUAACGAAGGUACCUUAAACAACGACAACGACAACAAUAACAAUAGCAUACAACAACAACAACACCAACCACAACCACAACAACAACAACAACAACAACAACAACAACAACAACAACAACAACAACAACAACAACAACAACAACAACAACAACAACAACAACAACAAUGUUUUGAUAAAGAUAAAACAAAUUUAAAAAAAAAAAAAAAAAUUCCUUUCUCAUAUAAUACAGACUUAAUAGAACAUAUUGAUCUCUUUAAAAGACAAGAUUUUCCACAAACUUAUCCAUCUCGAACAACGUAUACAGAUACUGGACAUACACAACAAUUACAAAAACAAGUUUUCUUACUCACUGAAAAAAUAGGGCUGAUGGAAUUAUUUUAUAAAAAACAAAUUCGUGUCAUUUUAAAAUCCCAUCAUAAUUUAGAAACAGAAUUGUCAGCUCUUAAAUCUUUUGUUGAAGAUUGUUCUGUCACACCAAUUGAAGGCCUUGAAUUAUAUUCCAUACCGGUUCCUUUAAACCCCAAUGCAAAGCCUUCAGCAGGUACUACACCUGUAUUGUCAAAAUCAGAAACUCAAAAUGAGAUAAUACAACCAACUAAACCACCAACUAAACCACCAGCAAGUUGUCUCAUUAAAAAGAAAAUACCAAAUGUAAAUAUGAAAGCCACUAAUAAAACAACAACAACAACUUCAACAUCGACUUCAAAUAGUUCAACAACAAUAAAAACAACGGAUUCAUUUAAAAAUACCACUAAUAAUCAACAUCCAAACACAUUGAAACCUAUGGUAUCUAAAAUAAACCAACAAACAUCAGAUUUUAUUUUUCCACUACCCAAACCUAUUAUCAGAAGAAAUCCUAUUGGAAAUGGUAAUUUGGAAAAAAAAAUAGAAAAGAAAAACUCUAAACCCAAUACUAUUGUUUUAGGAGUUGAUACUCAGUCACAAUCAAAAACCAAAAUUACACCAUCACCAACAACACCACCACCAGAAACAACACCAACAACACCAACAACAACAGCAACACCAACAACACCAACAACACCAACAACACCAACAACAACAGCAACACCACCACCAACAACAACAGCAACACCACCACCAACAACAACAGCAACACCACCACCAACAGCAACAACACCACCACCAACAACAGCAACAACAACACCACCACCACCACCAAUAAUAGCAACAACAAAAACAACAGCAACAGCAACAGCAACAACAAUACCUAUAGAUUUAAAUGAAAUACAGAUACCAAUUAGAUCUCCUCAAGAUUUAACAGUAAAUCAAUCUAUGAUAUCAACAGCUAUGAUGAUAGCUUCAGCGGCUCAAAGAAAUCCAAAGCUAACAAUGAAAUUGAAAAGAAAGUUGGAAGAAUCUCCAACAUUGAUGAGCAAACUACAAAAGAUUCAAUUUGAAAAAGAAGAGGAGAUUUUAUGUAGUCAAGACUUACAUUCACCAAUAAUGAGUCCACAAUCACCCACCCACCAACCAAAAACUUUAGAACCUCUUUCACCUACAAAGAAGAGUACUCAGAAAUCACCUCCACCUACAAGCCCCUCUCCUAUUGUAACAAGAGCAAGAGCUUCUUCAAAUUUAUUACCAAUACAAAAUUUAAUUUCAAAAAAAUAA